AUCUCACCGUCAGCCUUCCUCCCCCGACUUCCAACCAUCAUACAACCAUCCGUUGGAGACAAAGCCAUCAUGGAGGCCCUACGCUCAGCUCUGCAGCCCAUCACCCACAACCUGCCAGCUCCCAUCACGGAGACCGGGCGCACUCUCCUCGGUCCCUUCUGCUACAAGACGCUGAUCCUCGACAUCGACCCCUUCACCUCCCCCGAUUGCGUGAAGCUCGCGAUAUCCAAGGGUCUAGGAAUCGGCAUCAUCGGCGCCUCCUCCAUCGUCAAGAUCCCGCAGCUCCUCAAGCUCAUCAACUCGCAGUCCGCGUCCGGCGUGUCCUUCCUCUCCUACCUCCUCGAGUCCGGCGCGUACCUCAUCUCCCUCUCGUACAACAUCCGCCAUGGCUUCCCCUUCAGCACCUAUGGCGAGACAGCCCUCAUCCUCGUCCAGAACAUCGCCAUCGCCGCCCUCGUCCUCAACUACAGCGGCAAGCCCGCGGGCAUCCCAGCCUGGAUCGGCGGUCUCGCGGCCGCAGGCUUCGCGCUGUCGAGGGAGGACAUCGUAGACGUCAAGGCGCUCGCGUGGCUCCAGGCCGCGGCCGGCGUCAUGGGCGUCGCGGCGAAGGUGCCGCAGAUCCUCACGGUUUGGCAGCAGGGCGGUACCGGGCAGUUGAGUGCUUUCGCAGUCAUAAACUACCUCCUCGGCUCGCUCUCCCGCAUCUUCACGACGCUCCAGGAAGUCCCCGACCCGCUGAUCCUGUACGGCUUCAUCGCGGGCUUCGCGCUCAACGCCGUCCUCGCCUUCCAGGUCCUGUACUACUGGAACGCACCCGCCAGCAAGGUGACGCCGCAGACCAAGGUCAAGAAGCCCAUCACGGCUGCGAAGGUGAACGCCGGGGAGAAGAAGAGCUAUGCGGAGAAGGCGAGCGGGAGUGGCGCGGGGAAGAGCCCGAGUACGAGACGUAGGGGUUGAGGGAUUUGUCCCUUUGAGUUGUUCUUGAUUUAUGGGGUUUUAUUCGCUUUUAAUAAAGAAUGGUUGGUUGGGGGGAUUGAGGGGUGGUAAAAUCUACCUUACUUGGAAUAUAUGAAGCUAUAUAUCAUAUAUCAAUCAAAUUAACCAAUCAAUCAAUCAAUCAGUUACUUUA
Messenger RNA from Aaosphaeria arxii CBS 175.79, 1129 nucleotides. Its product is annotated as mannose-P-dolichol utilization defect 1 protein. Lineage: Eukaryota; Fungi; Ascomycota; Dothideomycetes; Pleosporales. The transcript has 2 exons. Bases 70 to 957 code for a protein of 295 amino acids. The record is from RefSeq and is a predicted model, not a curated record.